GCUCACAUUCAUCGACGAUGGCGCCGGAAUUUUUGCUAGCUCAAGCUAAAACAUCGUGCAAGCGAUGUCACCGACGGAAGAAGAGAUGUGAUCGCAGUCUGCCCCAAUGCAGAAGCUGCAGCGGGGCUCAAGUCUCGUGCAGCUUCCUCGAUGAUGACCGCGUGGUGGCAUCUUAUCCCGUCAUAUAUGUGCGCAGUCUCGAGGCGAAAGUCCAUUCCCUCGAGAAGGAACUUGAAUCACUACGGCCUCCAAGAGGAAGGGUGCCAGACUCAGAAACGCGACUCUUAAACCUGGAUUCAAGUGACAUGCAGAUGACCACAGGUCAUGAAGAUGCCAACGCAAACGGCACGAGCAUACCUUACGAGCCCUCGCCUGACCAGCUGCCACUCUUGCAGUCCUCUCCUUCCUUCGUCGAAGAGCUCAAGAUCCUCUCCUUUGAAGCAACGGCUGAUCGUCAUCUUGGAUCUUCGUCUGGCCUCUCUUUCGCCAAGUUGACACAAACCGUCCUCCGGCGUCUGAAUCCCGACAAGGCUGACUUCAGCUUCACCAAUCUUGAGACCGAAGAUGACAUGUGGCCGCAGUUAAACUUUUUCUCGACUUCGGACCUUUCGGAUUCAUCACUGUUCGGUGGAUUCCGGGACCCCUUCAUGUGCUAUCCUUCGAUGCUUGAUGGAUUCUCCCCAACUGCGCCAGCCGAGCCCACCUCCCUCCCAGAGCAAACAGUUUCGCUUGAAAGCAGUCAUGUUGACCAGCUCAUAAGGUUCUACUUCGCUCACUCCCAUACGUUGUACCCACUUAUCCAUCGUGAGGAAUUUGAUAAGAUACUAGAUCACGUUCGAGCGGAUCCUCUGUGUGCCUUAGCCCAGUCAUCCCUAUGUCAGUUCCGCAUAUGGAUGGUUCUUGCCAUCGGAUCAACAGCGCAAUGCUCAGUCACACUUUCAGAUGAGUCAGAAUCAACGAUGUACUAUAACAAAGCACUUGAACACUUUGAAGGUGCUCUUAAUUAUGGAUAUAUGGCCGCGUUGGAAGUUGUGCUUUUGCAAGUGUCUUAUUCUUUUUUCAACCAACUUGGGCCAAAUACAUGGACUUUGGUUGGUCUCGGCGCACGUAUGGCGAUUGGAUUGGGCAUGCAUGCCUCCUCAACCUACGAAGGCCUACCAGCCGACGUGUCUGAGAAGCGGAAGAGGCUCUUCUUUUCCGUCUAUAUGAUGGAUCGCGUGGUCUCAAUAGCUCUCGGCCGUCCAUUUGCCAUCAAUGACGAUGAUGUUGACGUGACGCCCUUCACAGCGGUGCACGACAACAGCGUUGGGGCGGAAAGCAACCCGCUCGGGAACUCAUUCAAGUCAUCUGCGAUGGCCGUCCCCCUCCACAUUCUGGAACUGCGGCGGGUUGCCAGCGAUAUUACGACUUCAGUCUAUUCGCACCGAAAAUCUGCCAGCCUGAGUGUUGAACAGCGCGAAGAAGUAGCAGGGUCACUUCACCAGAGACUUCUCGACUGGCGUCGUAAUAUGCCCUUCCCCCUUCCAAACACCGACGCGGCAGUACCACACCUCAACAGCAGCUGGUAUGACUUCAACUACUACCUUCACCUUGCCAUGUUAUAUCGACCAUCUCCAUUGUUCCCGACUCUGACACAAAGCCGUGUAAAAAUGCUAGCGGAAGCUGCUUCCAUGUCUAUUCGGCAAGUAUCCAACAUGCACCGACAACAGUGCCUUGCCUACAAUUGGCUCAACCUUCUCUCAAUAUUCACCGCAACUUUGUGCCUGAUAUACGCCACAACUGUCCAGCCAGAUAACCUAGCCUCUGUUUUGAAGGACAAGAGAGCAGUGACCGACCUUGACUUGACUAUUGAGCUAUUUGACAAGCUUAGCGUCAAGUUCCCUGUGGCUGGUAAGAUACGCCGGAUGGUUGAACAGAUAUCUAUUAGAUACAAGGAAAUGAUAGAAGUUGGCAAGGCGUGAGCUGAUCAGCCAAGAAACCAGCUACUUACUAUUUAUUGCAAUCUUUUUCAGUCAAUUUUAUAGGUAUGGAUGAUGUCUAAGUUACCAGCAGUGAUAAUUGAUUGGUGGGCGGCCUGUCCGACACGGAUGAUAAGCCUCCAGGCUGAGGGGUCGGGUCAACCGAUGAUUAAUCGCCACAUCGUUAUUCGACCCCCGACCGACAUGGUCGCAAUUGAGGCUAAGAUAGAUAUAUGGGAACUUUCCGCCAA
Colletotrichum godetiae is the source of this 2209-nucleotide messenger RNA. Its product is annotated as fungal-specific transcription factor domain-containing protein. Gene Ontology annotation, biological process: DNA-templated transcription; positive regulation of transcription by RNA polymerase II. The coding region runs from base 18 to 1961 and encodes 647 amino acids. The record is from RefSeq and is a predicted model, not a curated record. The transcript has 6 exons. Gene Ontology annotation, molecular function: sequence-specific DNA binding; DNA-binding transcription factor activity, RNA polymerase II-specific; zinc ion binding. Lineage: Eukaryota; Fungi; Ascomycota; Sordariomycetes; Glomerellales; Glomerellaceae.